CACUAAAUUUCUUGAGCAGAGAAGUGCCUCGGUGAUGAACAGUACAAGAGACUAGUUUUGGGAAAUGUAACAUGGUAGGACUGAAAGGACCCUUUUGAGCAGGGCAUGAAGAUGGAGGUAGGGGACCCGGGAGCGACUUCUGCAGCCACACAGGCCAGGCAGGCACUGUUCUAAGAGCUCAAAGUCCUAGCCUGGGAGAGUGUGGACCCAAGGAAGUGUGGCCAGGCUGGUGGGGCCUCCCCGAAGGCCUGCUUCUCCUUCACCCUCACAGCGUCAGCCCCACUGGAGGCAGAGCUCAUUGAGGCAUCUGGAACCCACGGAGGCCUGUAAGAGCUCCCUCGCUGCUCCUUGCCUUCCCUGGGUUGGAAGUGGGGGGGGGCUAGCCACUCCCACAACAACUUUCUCCUGCCCAUUCCAAUAAAAGCCUGUAUGUCCCAAGAGCCAGCUUCCCUGCCCCCAUAAGAGACCACUGAGUAUCAGACUGGUAGCAGGCCCCAGAAGUUAGUUGUGGGACAUUCCCUGAGCUCCAGUCCUGGGGAUGUUUAUUCUCUGGGCGGAGGGUGAGAAAGGAAACAAAGAUGUUGCAAUCCACUCCACGAACGUCAAAUGCGUCAUCUGAGGAGGGGGAGGGCCGGGGCAAAGGAGGGGCACCCUGACAUGGAGCCUGCCAGCUCCGUCAGCCCUGACUCGGCCCGGAGCUGAGCUCCCCACCUGCCGGUAGCCCAGGAGAUGGAGCAGCCCAGCCCACGUGCCCGGCCUUCCGCCCCUGACUUCACUUGAUAACAAACCAGAAACUGAAACAGGGUCGGGAUGCCGACUUGGAGUUAGAGAGGAGUCACUGCUGAGAGCAGCUGCAGUAGCUGAGCAGUGGCAGCAGAGAGGCAGACGUGAGCUGAGGGCGCAGAGGCAGGCAGCAUCUCUGAGGGUCCCCAAGGAACAUGGCUGGGAGCUGUGAGGUGGUGGCCAUGGACUGCGAGAUGGUGGGGCUGGGGCCCCACCGGGAGAGUGGCCUGGCUCGUUGCAGCCUCGUGAACGUCCAUGGUGCUGUGCUGUACGACAAGUUCAUCCGGCCUGAGGGAGAGAUCACCGAUUACAGAACCCGGGUCAGCGGGGUCACCCCUCAGCACAUGGUGGGGGCCACACCAUUUGCGGUGGCCAGGCUAGAGAUCCUGCAGCUCCUGAAAGGCAAGCUGGUGGUGGGUCAUGACCUGAAGCACGACUUCCAGGCACUGAAAGAGGACAUGAGCGGCUACACAAUCUAUGACACGUCCACCGACAUGCUGUUGUGGCGUGAGGCCAAGCUGGACCACUGCAGGCGUGUCUCCCUGCGGGUGCUGAGUGAGCGCCUCCUGCACAAGAGCAUCCAGAACAGCCUGCUUGGACACAGCUCGGUGGAAGAUGCGAGGGCAACGAUGGAGCUCUACCAAAUCUCCCAGAGAAUCCGAGCCCGCCGAGGGCUGCCCCGCCUGGCUGUGUCAGACUGAAGCCCCGUCCAGCCCGUUCCCCAGGGACUAGAGGCUUUCGGCUUUUUGGGACAGCAACUACCUUGCUUUUGGAAAAUACGUUUUUAAUAGUAAAGUGGCUCUAUAUUUUCUCUACGCCA
Pongo pygmaeus (Bornean orangutan) is the source of this 1603-nucleotide messenger RNA. RefSeq names its product interferon stimulated exonuclease gene 20 (gene ISG20). Gene Ontology annotation, molecular function: nucleic acid binding; exonuclease activity. Bases 939 to 1484 code for a protein of 181 amino acids. The transcript has 5 exons. Lineage: Eukaryota; Metazoa; Chordata; Mammalia; Primates; Hominidae. The record is from RefSeq and is a predicted model, not a curated record. Gene Ontology annotation, biological process: negative regulation of viral genome replication; DNA catabolic process; defense response to virus. Gene Ontology annotation, cellular component: nucleus.